AUGUGGCCAGCGAUUCCUUUGAACAUUGUUAUUAUUUUAUCGUUAUGUGAAUUAUCGUUUCUUGUUGACUUCAAUAACGCUCAGCCAGAUCCACGGUUGGCCGCUGGUGAGAUUGAGAGUUCUACAGAAAGUGUGAUAAUAGCAGUAAACGAUGAUAAUAAUAGUACUAGUAAUAUCAGUAAUAUCAAUAAUAUUAAUAUUUCGUAUUUAGAUGAGCCAGAGUGUUCCUUAUCGAAUAUACGUCAAAUGCUUGGCCAUGAUGACUUCUCAUUGCUGGGCAUCUCGGCGAACUGCCUGAUAUUCUUCGUGACUGGUGACGAGAUUGCAGAGGGUCACUUCGAUUUAUCACGGAUUACUGACAAACCUGGCAAAUGCAAAGAUCCGAAACCAAUCUUUUAUAAGCAAGAUAAUGAAUACAAAAUUCUGGUUGCUCAGAAGAAGUCAGUUUACACUUCGGGCUGUAAGUGGGAAGAGCACCAAUCUUAUCACAGCUGCAAGUUCAGUCGAUCGGCAUGGAUGAAAAAAUCGGUAGCUCCAGAUGGAGACGUUGAUGAGAUUAUCGGGCACGUAACAGACCUGAAUACAGAUAUUUUACAUAUUCUCUACACCAACGAAGAAGCUUCGAUGUUUGAUGCUAUGUACAAUAUAUCAUCACAAAAUUUCGUCGCUACUGCAAAAAUUGAUGAAGCCAGUUUCAAAAUCAGUUCAUUCGAUUCGGAUUUAAUGGUCAGUGACGACUUCGAAAAACUUCAGACUAUUUGA
Molecule: messenger RNA, 762 nt
Organism: Anisakis simplex (herring worm)
Lineage: Eukaryota; Metazoa; Nematoda; Chromadorea; Rhabditida; Anisakidae
Source: the annotation of a GenBank genome assembly